Messenger RNA from Linum tenue, 399 nucleotides. The record is from the annotation of a GenBank genome assembly. Lineage: Eukaryota; Viridiplantae; Streptophyta; Magnoliopsida; Malpighiales; Linaceae.
CUGAAGCACUGCGGGGUGAACGAAAAUGACUAUCUGGUCGUCUUCGUGUCGAGCCAGAGAGAUGCUUUGGCGAUGGUCGGCGAGAGCUACCCAUUUUUCAGAGGGAAUUAUUACAUGACAAUCAUUGAAGAAAAACACGACAGAAUCCGCGAAUUUGCGGGUAAAAAACAGGCAAAAGUGGUUCCAAUGUCGGAGAGUUGGUUAGAUUUGAGAAUCAAAGGUUCUCAGCUGAGCCAGUACUUCCGGCGGAAGUGUAAGCAUACUCCGAAGGGGCUUUUUGCGUACCCGGCGGCGGUGGAUGGGAUUAGGUACUCGAUGCAUUGGAUCUCAGAAGCUCAUCGGAACUCGUGGCAUGUUUUCAGAGGGUGGCAUUGGCAAUGCAUCGACCGGAUUUUUUAG